UCCCUCAUUCAUUUCACUACGAUCAGCAAUCAUGGGCGGCCCAAAUCUCGAAGUCUUCAAGUUCGGCAUGUACAUCAUGUUCCCAAUCGGAUUCAUGUACUACUUCGGCAUCAACCUCGACUCACGCUUCUCCGUCCCCGAUUUCUGGCCCAAGAAAGGUCAAACGCACGAAAUUCCAUUCGAGAGAGAUGAAAUUAAAGAAGAGAUUGAGAGGCUGAAGCAGAGGAGAUUGGCUGCUCGGGCGAGAAGACUGGCCGCUGAAGAGCAAGGAUUGGACACCGCGACGCAUGUUAAUGAGAAUGAGGUGCGAGAGGGACGGACGAGGGAAUAUUUGAGUAAUACGAAGGUUUUGCCGAGGGAGGGGGAGGUGCCGGAGGAGGAGAGGGGUGGGAAGAAGGGUGGGUGGUUUGGGUGGGGGAAGUGAGUGAUGGGUUUGACGAAUAUGAAAGGACGCUACGCGGAACGAGACACGGCUUGGGAGCAAUGCCGGUUCUAGUUUCGCCUGGAGUCUGGGAAAUCGUGUUGAGAGGGGUUCCGAGCGAGAGCAGACACCACGAGUCGAAGACAAAGCGUGCUGGCGCGUGCGAGUAGCAGCAAGAUGACCACUCUGCCACGCCUGCACUGAACGAACACAGACAAAACCCGGCACGAAGAUCUGCUGCGCGAGGCCAUCUCCGAGACCAUCUACAGGACUGCGCGCAACGAGUGCCCGACCAUGGAGCAGCGCAAUGCGAUACCCAAAGCAACGAAGCCGAUCAGAGACCAGUCUGCUCCGUCACAAUAUUAGAAGAGCUGGCCAGCCUGCAUUUACACGGCCAGGCUCGAAGAAUGCAACGCAGCAAUCUCACUCAACAUAAUCACUGGAACAUUCCUGUGCUGGUCAGCAUGGCUUCGACUGCCAUUUGUCGGUCCUGUCACUGUGUUGCAUGGGACACUGGGCUCGCCAGGAAACAGCCAGACAUUGUCCAUAGAGAUGCAUAACGACUCUCCACUCGACUGCGUACAGACAGAUGGAAAUGACAUGAUCAUGGACCUUUUUUUUC
Molecule: messenger RNA, 1043 nt
Organism: Cercospora beticola
Lineage: Eukaryota; Fungi; Ascomycota; Dothideomycetes; Mycosphaerellales; Mycosphaerellaceae
Gene: PET100
Product: Pet100p
Biological process (GO): mitochondrial respiratory chain complex IV assembly
Cellular component (GO): mitochondrial inner membrane; mitochondrion
Source: RefSeq, a predicted model, not a curated record